CUCUCUCUCUCUCUUCCCUUUUAAUUUCUUAUCAGAUUUCAAAUCUCCUCUUUCUUUCUUUUUUUUUCUGUUUUAUUUUCCUCUUUUUUAAAUUAAUUUCUUUUUUUGUUGAAUUAUUGAAAUGGGCUGUACAAGCUCCAAGCUCGACGAUCUCCCGGCGGUUGCUCUCUGCCGCGAACGCUGCUCCUUCCUAGAAGCAGCCAUCCAUCAGCGUUACCUAUUAUCCGAAUCCCACGUGGCGUACACCAACUCGCUCAGAGGAAUCGGCCACUCGCUCCACCUCUUCAUCAACCACCACCACCGCUUCGUCGCUUCCGGCGGCGCUAACGGCGGAGGAGGUGACUCUCCGAGACUCAACCUCCCUCCUCACAGAAAAGGCGACCCCGACGAAGAAGAAAAAUCCCCUAAAAAAGCAAAACUACCUUCCGGUUCGGGUUCUGACUCGGGUCAUCUCGAAUUCGAUUCGGAUUCAGACGAAGACGACGACUAUGACGAUGAAGAAGGCCACCUCGAUUUGGAUUCGGACUCUUUACAUCACCUCUCUCCUCAACACCACCACCAUCUAAACCAUUUCCCGAUACACGAACCUUACAUGGACCAACAACAACAACAACAACAACCGGGUUAUAACCCGUACCCGAAUCCGGAAAUGAUGACUCAUCAUCAGCAGCUUCCUCCUCCUUCUGCUUACUCGGGAGGAAGUUAUAUGCAUAUGAAUUACAUGAAGAACAAGUCCAUGCCUCCUUCAGUGAUCUAUGAGCAAAGACCAAGCAGUCCUCAAAGAGUCUACGAAGGUGAAUCAUCAUCAUCAUCAUCUUACAAUCAUUAUCCUCCUAAUUAUUACGGAUACUCAAAUACCGGACCCGGACCCGGACCCGGUUACUACGGUUCUUCUUCUUCGAGUGGUGCUACCACUAAACCGCCUCCGCCUCCUCCGUCGCCGCCUAGGUCCAACGGCUGGGAUUUUUUGAAUCCGUUCGAUACUUACUACCCUCCGUACACUCCGAGCCGUGACUCGAGGGAGCUUAGGGAGGAAGAAGGUAUACCGGAGCUGGAGGAGGACGAUUCGCAGUACGAGGUUGUUAAGGAAGUUCACGGCAGACCGAAGUUCGCCGGCGGCGGCGGCGGCGGCAGUGGUGGUAAUAACCAACCGCCUCCCGCCGCCGUGUACAGAGAAGAGCCUCCGUUGACUUCUCCGUCUCCUCCGCCGGUUGUCGAUAAAUCAGGGGCCAGCACUAGCGGCGGCGGAGAUGCGGCGAUGUAUCAGAGUAGGCCGAGCGUGUCGGUGGAGAAGAAAGGCGUGGAGUACGAAGUGCACGUUGUAGAGAAGAAGACGGUUGUUGAAGACGCUGGCAACGAAGAGAGACGGAGCAAUGCUGCGGCGCCACGUGGCGGUGGAGGAGGAGGUGGGCCACGUGCGGUGCACGAGGUCGCUAAAGAGAUUGAGACUCAGUUCGUGAAGGCUGCGGAGUCAGGAAGCGAGAUCGCUAAGCUGCUUGAAGUGGGGAAGCAUCCUUACGGUCGUAAACAUGUUUCUAAAUUGUUACAUCCUUCGCUACCUUCUACCUCUGGAGGAGGAUCUUCUGCUCCUGCUGCUGCUGCUGCUGUUACUGCGCCGCCUACUUACGCAGACAUCGAGGAAGAACUUGCGUCAAGGUCGAGGAAUCUUUCUUCCACGUUGCAUAAGCUUCAUCUAUGGGAGAAGAAGCUUUACCAUGAAGUGAAGGCUGAGGAGAAGUUGCGCGUGGCUCACGAGAAGAAGCUAAGGAAGCUAAAGCGUUUGGAUGAAAGAGGUGCUGAAGCUACCAAAGUAGACACAACUCGUAAACUAGUGAGAGACAUGUCAACGAAGAUAAGGAUUGCGAUUCAGGUUGUUGAUAAAAUCUCUGUGACGAUUAAUAAGAUUAGAGACGAAGAUCUAUGGCCGCAACUUAAUGCAUUGAUUCAAGGGCUUACAAGAAUGUGGAAAGCAAUGCUUGAGUGUCAUCAAACUCAGUCUCAAGCCAUCAGGGAAGCUCGAGGGCUAGGUCCCAUAAGAGCAAGCAAGAAACUCGGUGAAGAGCAUCUAGAAGCAACUAGUUUGUUAGGACACGAGCUUAUUAACUGGAUACUAGGAUUCUCUAGCUGGGUCAGCGCUCAGAAAGGCUACGUGAGAGAGUUAAACAAAUGGCUCAUGAAGUGUCUUCUCUACGAGCCCGAGGAGACGCCAGACGGCAUCGCUCCUUUCUCACCUGGUCGUAUCGGAGCCCCACCGAUCUUUGUGAUAUGCAACCAGUGGUCUCAAGCUCUGGACAGGAUAUCCGAGAAGGAAGUUAUCGAGGCGAUGCGUAGCUUCACCACGAGCGUGCUUCAGCUCUGGGAGCAAGAUCGGUUGGAGACGACGGCGAUGGGGCAGGGGGAUGCGGAGAAGAGAGUUAGGAACAUGGACAGGGAGGAGCAGAGGAUACAUAGAGAGAUUCAAGCGCUGGAGAAGAAGAUGGUUCUGGUGGCACCUGGUGAUGGUCUUUCUUUGUCUGGGAACGCUGUCUACCAGAGUGAUACUAGCAACGAUAGUUUGCAAGGGAGCUUGCAGCGGAUUUUUGAAGCUAUGGAGAGAUUCACUGGUGAAUCUGUGAGGGCUUAUGAUGAUCUCUUGGUGCGUGCUGAAGAAGAAACUGCUCCACGAGAAGUUGAGUCGGAUGAGGACUAAUAAGUAAAACAGGAGAAAGAUCUUUGCAAUGAUGCUGGAACACUGGGUAUACGGUUUGGUAUACUAGAAAACCAUCUGAGACUUGGGCAAGAAGAGCCCCAUCGUGAUGAUGAUCUAAGAGGAGGCAGAAACCGUGUAGAGAGACUACUGCCAAAUGUUCGGUUUAUAUAGAUACGGUUUAGUGCAGCAAGGCUUUGAACCGGAUGGUUUAGAGGAAGGUUUGAUGACUUGUUUUACUUUACCACAUAUGAUGCAGGUUGCAGAUAUUAGUUUGAGCCUAAUGGUUAUUAAAUUAGGGCAGUGUAUACAUAAGACGUUUAGGUUGAAACUUUUGGUAGCGUUCUCAACAAUUAUUUUGUAAAAUCUGAAGGUUAGUAGCAGGCAA
Messenger RNA from Brassica oleracea var. oleracea, 3074 nucleotides. RefSeq lists its product as uncharacterized. Lineage: Eukaryota; Viridiplantae; Streptophyta; Magnoliopsida; Brassicales; Brassicaceae. The record is from RefSeq and is a predicted model, not a curated record. The coding region runs from base 122 to 2689 and encodes 855 amino acids. The transcript has 4 exons.